GCUAGACGGAUUUUCGAAAAAAAAAAAUGGCAUCUUCGCCGCUCGUGAGCCUCGUUGAUCCGAAGGAACAGUGCUUCGACUUGAAAAGAAACUUCGGGGAGUACAUGCUGCAACAUCUGCGCAUCCAUGCCAACUCUAAAUGGAUCAACGGCACAACCCACGAAGCUGUGGCCUACGGUGAACUAGCUGAGCAGGUGGAGGCUGUGUGGACGGCGCUCUGCCGACUGGGUCUACAGGCUGGAGACAGGAUCCUACUCCUCAGCACCAGCCGAUUACAGCUGCUGCCCAUGUUCCUGGGUGCAGCAAGCGCCAAUAUAGCGUCUAUGUACGUGAGUCCAGGCUAUGGACUAGAUGUCCUCGCCGAUGCGGUGCGGCCCCUGUCCUUAGCGGCCCUCUGCUGUGAACCAUGUUGGGUUCAGGAAGCCGUCAAGCUACAUCGUAUGCUACCUUCUCUUAAGACUAUCAUAGUGCUCGAUGAAGUGGCAGACAAACGGGACGGUGCGUCCGACUGCGUAAUCACCUGGAGCGAGCUGCUGAAGAAGGGGCGCACAGUGAACGGAACACAUCGUUCUUCGAUCGAGUACCGGGAACAACAUAUCUGCUACAUGACGUCAACGAGUGGUACGACCGGCAAGGCUAAAGUGGUCGUGCACACGCACGAAUCUGUUCUAGCUAACGUCCAGUCAAACAGCCAUCCUGCUUACAUGACGCUGAACACAGAUGACGUGGUGCUCGCCACCACUUCUCUGGGUCACGUGUACGCGCUCUUCGACGUUGUCUGCAAGGCCAUUGUACAGGGAGCGUCGGCUGCCUUUGUUGAGACCGCUGACGAUGUGCUCGAGGCGCUACACACGCACAAGGUCACUGCCUUGAGCACGACACCUUACACGGCACGGUGCAUACUGGAAAACGAGAAGCGCAAGGACUACGACCUCAGCUGCCUAAAACAUCUCACGAGCGCGACCGCCAGCAUUAACGAGGACGUGGCAAAGGCACUCUUCGAGGAACUAAAUCUCAAGUCGUUUACUCAGCUGUACGGCCAGUCGGAGAUUCCCUUCGUCACGGCGGGCCUUUACAGCGCACCAUGCCGUUUUAAGUCGAUAGGCCGCUUGGGCAUGGGUGUCGAAGCAAUGGUGAGAGACGUCGAGACGGGCAAGCCCCUCGGACCGUGGGAACAAGGCGAGCUCGUGGUUCGAAGUCCGGGUCUGAUGCUCGCGUACUGGGGUAGGUUGCACGAGCCCGCCACUGACAGCCAAGGCUGGUACAGCACAGGCGACCAAUGCUACUACGACGAAGAUGGUUGGCUGUAUCUGGUGCAACGGAUGAGCGACUUCUUUUGCUGUCGCGGUGCGAAGGUCUCGCCAGUGCUAGUGGAGAAAGUGCUGCACAAAUGUUCGACAGUGCACGAUUGCGCCGUCGUCGGACUUCCGCACCACGAGGCCGGCCACGUGGCACACGCCGUCAUUGUGCGAAAGCCAGAAGCAAGCACAUUGGGAGCUGCACACUUCACGCGAUUCGUAGAAGGUUCGUCUUAUCUCCAACAGAAUUUGGGCGAGCGUUCAGUGAAACAGAGAAAGGCGUGGCCUGGUUGA
This is a messenger RNA of Rhipicephalus sanguineus (brown dog tick), 1592 nucleotides long. RefSeq lists its product as uncharacterized. The record is from RefSeq and is a predicted model, not a curated record. Gene Ontology annotation, molecular function: CoA-ligase activity. The transcript has 9 exons. Lineage: Eukaryota; Metazoa; Arthropoda; Arachnida; Ixodida; Ixodidae. Bases 27 to 1592 code for a protein of 521 amino acids.